This is a messenger RNA of Rubroshorea leprosula, 474 nucleotides long. The record is from the annotation of a GenBank genome assembly. NCBI's taxonomy places the organism in Eukaryota, Viridiplantae, Streptophyta, Magnoliopsida, Malvales, Dipterocarpaceae.
CCCCCCUUCACAAUUGGUUUAAGAAUUCAAAUCAUUGCAAGUUUAAAUGAAUCUCAUCAGAGUUAUCAUCCAGCUUGAAUGUGAGAUCAAAUGGCAAGAUUUCGUGCAUUAUCUGCAGCUCACAUAAUUGCCAUGGUAAUGGUGGUGACCUUAUGUUAUGCAUCUGGGAUCGCGGCAAAGGGUUCAGACAUCUCUCCUACCCCAGCAUUGGAAGCCGGAGCAGGGUUCAGUUUGCCGGUUUUAAGCGCCUUGGUGUUGUCCUCUACGUUGGGAUCUCUUGUUGCUCUCUUUUUGUGCAUUGAAUUUUGAUGUUUCGGUAUGAGGUUAUCUUGUACUACUACUUAUGGGUUAUGGUGAUGAUGAUGAGGGCAUUGGUUAUGAUAUCUCUUUUAAUUUGGCAUGAUUUUUGUAUUAGUUCUGGCAUAAUGAACUGCGUAUAUUGUUGUAUAUCAUAAAUAAAACUAUCUUGGAAAU